This is a messenger RNA of Linnemannia hyalina, 372 nucleotides long. Lineage: Eukaryota; Fungi; Mortierellomycota; Mortierellomycetes; Mortierellales; Mortierellaceae. The record is from the annotation of a GenBank genome assembly.
AUGUGGAAGCAGUUUAGGGCGGCUGCUGCAUUUGCGGCUGCGAAACCAGGUCCCGCUGUUGACGGGAACGAUGAGGAUGGAUUGAUCAGUCGCCUCUGGAAACGCGUCGUGUCUCCAUCUGCCAAGGCCGGCGCCGAGACUGAGACUGAGACUGAGACCGAGACCGAGACCGAGACCGACGACGACAACGACUCUGACAAUGCAGAUACCGCUCCUGCCAACGCCGCCGACCCCGCCGCUGCCAUAGUGGACAAGAAGGUCAACGUGUCCGAGGACGAGUUCCUGUCCAAGAUCGAGUCCUGUGUCCAGUCGUGUAUGUUGAACCGCGCCAGAGAUGUCACCCCUAAGGACUUGGACGACAGGAAGGCCUAG